Entelurus aequoreus (snake pipefish) is the source of this 1980-nucleotide messenger RNA. RefSeq names its product COPI coat complex subunit epsilon (gene cope). Gene Ontology annotation, biological process: retrograde vesicle-mediated transport, Golgi to endoplasmic reticulum; intra-Golgi vesicle-mediated transport; endoplasmic reticulum to Golgi vesicle-mediated transport. The record is from RefSeq and is a predicted model, not a curated record. Bases 16 to 984 code for a protein of 322 amino acids. NCBI's taxonomy places the organism in Eukaryota, Metazoa, Chordata, Actinopteri, Syngnathiformes, Syngnathidae. Gene Ontology annotation, molecular function: structural molecule activity; protein binding. The transcript has 11 exons. Gene Ontology annotation, cellular component: COPI vesicle coat.
GUAUGCCCCGCCCUCAUGUCAGGAAGUGACGUGUAUGUAAGACGUGUCAGGAAGUACUCUGUGUCCAACAUGGCGGCGCAGCAGAACGAUGUUGACGAGCUGUUCGAUGUCAAAAAUGCUUUUUACAUCGGCAGUUUUCAGCAAUGUAUCAACGAAGCUCAGAAAGUGAAGAAUUCAUCGCCAGAAAAGGAGACUGAACGCGACACUUUCUUGUACAGAGCAUACAUCGCCCAGAAAAAAUAUGCAGUUGUUCUGGAUGACAUCAAGGCCAACUCUUCCCCUGAGCUUCAGGCUGUCAGGAUGUUUGCAGAGUAUCUGUCAAGUGAAAGCAAACGCGACGCUAUUGUCACGGAUCUCGACAAGAAAAUGUCAAAGAGCGUGGACGCCGGCAACACCACCUUCCUCCUCAUGGCCGCCUCCAUCUACCACCACGAGAUGAACACUGACGCUGCUCUCAGGACUCUGCACCAGGGAGAAAGUCUGGAGUGCAUGGCCAUGACCAUUCAAGUGCUGCUGAGUCUGGAUCGUGUCGAUCUGGCGAGGAAGGAGCUAAAGAAGAUGCAAGAGCAAGAUGAGGAUGCUACGCUAACCCAGCUAGCCACCGCUUGGGUUAAUUUAGCUGUGGGUGGCGAGAAGCUGCAAGACGCCUACUACAUUUUCCAGGAGAUGUCAGACAAGUACUCGUCGACACUGCUACUUCUUAACGGCCAGGCUGCCUGUUACAUGGCUCAGAACAAGUGGGAGGAGGCUGAGGGAGUGCUGCAGGAGGCUCUCGACAAGGACAGCAGCCACCCUGAGACGCUGAUCAACCUGGUAGUGCUGACUCAGCACCUCGGAAAAGCUCCCGAGGUGACCAACAGGUACCUCUCCCAGCUGAAAGACGCACACAAGUCCCACCCGUUCCUCAAAGACUAUUUUGCCAAGGAGAAUGAGUUUGACAGACUAGCGAUGCAGUACGCUCCCGCCGCCAUCACCACCGCAUAACGGGCCCCUCGCCAGAUAAACAUCCUAUCUUUUGCCUUUUGCUAUCAUGUUUUUCAUUUGUUAGAUGAAAAUGUGCAGGUGUACCCAAUCUCAGCAAAGAAUCGUCAGUUAGCGAGGUAACAUUGUUAGAGGUGCACUGCAUCACAGGUUGUUGAACUAAUAAAAUAUCUGCUAGUACCACAGAUUGGGAAUCAAAGCUCCACAUUAUAUUGAGAAGUGUUUUUAUUUAGAUACAUGGACCAAAUAUUACAAAACAGCUGUUGGUAUGAUGCAACACACUGCUACACCACCGCCAACUACAAAGGCGUUAUCAUGCUAUCAAGAUAUCUCACUCAUCUCAUAUUGAAGUUUAUCUGUGUCUUUAUUACUAAUGCUUUUUUUGGACACUGAAUCUUUGGUUAAAAAAAAGAAAAAUUGUGAGCAAAAUUUCUGUGUUUAAAAAUUCAGUUUGUUAAAAUACAAAGUAGGGACGUCCGAUAAUGGCUUUUUGCCGAUAUCCGAUAUUCCGAUAUUGUCCAACUCUUUAAUUACCGAUACCGAUAUCAACCGAUAUAUGCAGUCGUGGAAUUAACACAUUAUUAUGCCUAAUUUGGACAACCAGGUAUGGUGAAGAUAAGGUACUUUUUAAAAAAAUUUGUGAAAUAAGAUAAAUAAAUUAAAAACAUUUUCUUGAAUAAAAAAAAGUACAACAAUAUAAAAACAGUUACAUAGAAACUAGUAAUGAAUGAAAAUGAGUCAAAUGAAGUGUUAAAGGUUAGUACUAUUAGUGGAGCAGCAGCACGCACAAUCAUGUGUGCUUACGGACUGUAUCCCUUGCAGACUGUAUUGAUAUAUAUUGAUACAUAAUGUAGGAAGCAGAAUAUUAAUAACAGAAAGAAACAACCCUUUUGUGUGAAUGAGUGUAAAUGGGGGAGGGAGGUUUUUUGGCUUGGUGCACUAAUUGUAAGUGUAUCUUGUGUUUUUUAUGUUGAUUUAAUUUAAAAAAAAAAAAACCAA